Molecule: messenger RNA, 4836 nt
Organism: Sphaeramia orbicularis (orbiculate cardinalfish)
Lineage: Eukaryota; Metazoa; Chordata; Actinopteri; Kurtiformes; Apogonidae
Gene: stim1a
Product: stromal interaction molecule 1a
Exons: 14
Coding region: 222-2681 (819 amino acids)
Biological process (GO): intracellular calcium ion homeostasis; store-operated calcium entry; activation of store-operated calcium channel activity
Cellular component (GO): endoplasmic reticulum; plasma membrane
Molecular function (GO): calcium channel regulator activity; protein binding; calcium ion binding
Source: RefSeq, a predicted model, not a curated record
AACAGAGACGCAAUGGCGUAGAGGAAGACAAACCCACAGCCUGUCCACAUUCUGCGGCUUUUUCGGUUCAGUCUCUCGUUCGGGGGAAAAGACGGAGAGCGUGUACAGGAGGUGGAGUUCGCCGUGCUUCAACUCCUGGGGACCAGACAUCUGCUGCAAUGCUAACACGGAGCUGAAACUACUGAUCUGUAGGCUCUGGUACAUGACAGCAUACACCAGUCAUGGAAUUUAACAAAUUGGUGACCUUGUGGAUAUUCUGCUUGUGCCUCAUCGGGGAGAGUUGGACUGAAAAACCAAGUUCACCCACACCGGAGAGUCAAUCUGCUGAAAAUGGUGUAUCAGAUUUUUGUCGCAUCGAUGAGCCACUAUGCAAGGAUGACAACGCCAUUCUCAGCUUCGAGGCUAUCCGUAAUAUCCACAAACAGAUGGACGAUGACGCAAACGGCAAUGUAGACGUGGUAGAGACAGACGGUUUCCUGAGAGAAGAUCUAAACUACCAUGACCCCAAGGCCAAACACAACAGCUUCCAUGGGGAUGACCAGUUCAUCAGUGUGGAGGACUUGUGGAAUGCGUGGAAGGGAUCAGAAGUGUAUAAUUGGACAGUGGAUGAGGUGGUGGAGUGGCUCAUCACCUAUGUGGAGCUGCCACAAUAUGUGGAGGCCUUUCGCAAGAUGAAUUUUAAUGGAAGUUGCAUGCCAAGGCUUGCCAUCAAGAACACCACGCUGACUCUCUCGAUUCUGAAGCUUUUGGAUCGUAGCCAUGUGCAAAAGUUACAGCUCAAAUCUUUGGACACUGUACUGUUUGGAGCUCCCCUGAUGAACAGACAUAACCACUUGAAGGACUUUAUGCUGGUGGUAUCAAUAGUUAUCGGCAUGGGUGGCUGCUGGUUUGCCUACAUCCAGAACCGCUACUCUAAGGACCACAUGAAGAAGAUGAUGAAAGAUCUGGAAGGCCUGCAGAGAGCAGAACAGAGCCUCCACGACUUACAACAGAAGCUGCAGAUUGCGCAGGAGGAGCACCGCACAGUCGAGGUGGAGAAAGUAAACCUCGAGCAGAAGUUGAGAGAUGAGAUCAACACAGCCAAGCAGGAGGCUCAGCGACUGAGGGAGCUGCGAGAGGGCACCGAGAAUGAACUAAGCCGCCAAAAGUACGCAGAAGAAGAGCUGGAACAGGUACGCAUGGCAUUGAAGAAAGCAGAGAAGGAGUUGGAGUCUCGCAGUGGCUGGUCACCACCAGAGUCUCUCCAAAAGUGGCUGCAGCUCACACAUGAGGUAGAAGUGCAAUACUACAACAUCAAGAAGCAAAAUGCAGAACGGCAGCUCCUGCUGGCCAAAGAAGGGGCAGAGAAGAUUAAGAAAAAGCGGAACACUCUCUUCGGGACUUUCCAUGUGGCUCACAGCUCCUCCUUAGAUGAUGUAGACCACAAAAUCCUGGCAGCAAAACAAGCUCUAGGCGAGGUGACCGCUGCUCUACGGGAGAGGCUGCAUCGCUGGCAGCAGAUAGAAAUCCUCACAGGUUUCACCAUCGUCAACAACCCAGGCCUCCCCUCCCUGGCCUCAGCCCUCAAUCUGGACCCCACCUUUAUGGGCGGCAGAGCAACACCUCAACACUUCAUCAUGUCUGAUGACAUGGACGACUUGGACGAGGAUGUCAUGCCUGGAAUUCUGCAAUAUGGCACUCUGCUGUUGGAACGGCGAGCCAGUGACCUGUGGUCCAUCGGUUCAGACUGUCAACCCGUGUGGAAAUAUCCUGCUCCCAGUAUGGUGUCCCUGCGUCAGCGCCACAUUGACCCCCAGCUGGCCAUGGGCUCCCAGAGGUUGGUAGAGGGUAGCCUGUUGUCAGGGCAGCAGGGAGAGGGGACCCCAUACCCAUCCAGGUCUAGGGCUACCUUGAGACAGUCGCGCAGCCAGUCGUUCGGGCAGCUCGAGAGUCUCCCCCUGGCUCCUCCUCUUUCCUCAGCUGUGUCUCACCCCUCCAUCAUCUGUACCUCGAACCUAAGCCCUCAGUCCCUGUCCUCGUCUUCGUCCUGUUUGCCCGGCUCUCUGGGUGGUGCUGUAGCGCCUCAUUGCUCGCAUAUAUAUCACACUUCUUUUCAGCCCAUGGACCCCAUUCCUGAUUUCACCUUCUCAGAUGCCUCCAAUGUUCACUCUUCAUGCAGCGACAGCUUCGGGGACCUAAAUCGCUCUGACUCUGACUCCUCCCUGUCCCUCUCUCAAGUCGGUGAUCGGCUUUCGGCCUAUAGCUCCAAAGGUCACCUAAUCAAGCCCACCUCCCUCAUGCACGGCCUGUCCAGCCGUGCCGACGAUUCCAUCUCGUUGCUCGCUCACACCCCCAACGGAGGGAACCGCCUUCACGAAAUGAAUCAAGCCGAAUUCGUGCCCGACAGCCCCAUCCUCAUGAAGAAAUUAUACGGCAUAGAGAAGUCACCCAGUGUGGGGGAGAUCAACAGUUUGUCAGAGUCUUCACGCUCUCUCAGCCCCAAUUCCACCGAACCUGACACUCCGUCACCUACAGGAGGGCAACCGGGGGCCGCGGGAGCAAAGGGCAACAGCCGGAUCCCACAACUGUCAUCCAAGAAGAGCCCCCUGGAGGAGGACAGUGGCUCAACCGGAGAAGACACAGAUUCCACUGCCAGCCGCAAGAAACACACCUUCAAGAUCUUCAAGAAACAGAGGAAAUAAGGGCUAAAUGAACUAGAGGCUGUUAAAGUCUGACUGUAUUCCUCAUUGGUCUGUUUUUGAGAAAAAAAAAAAAGUCUUUUUGGGGUUCAUUAAUGGUCAAAUGAUGGCACCAUUUGUGGCCGUUGUAUCUUUAUGUAGGUUCAGUACCUACUUCAAUAAACUGGACUGAGAGAGGAUCCAGCUGUUCAGUUUUAUCUGCUUUUUUUGGUCAAUGUAGAAUAUGUGGGGAAUUGGUAGGUUUGUAUAUUGGAAUGUAAAGUAUUAUUUAUUCUGCAGGAAAUUGUGCCAGUCUCAAAAGGAAGUGUGUGUCCCAGUUGGUUUUCUUUCUUGUUCAACAAUCUAUAACAUUUUGCAUGUGUUCACUUUUGUUUGACUGAUCUUCGAAUGCUUAGUGUUUGCUUGGUUCCUGUCGUUAAUCCGCUUAGACGACACUUGAUGUUUCUUUUAUUACUACCUAACCACCUAGCCUACAAGUCCAAAGUGAAUGCGCUCUUUUUUUCUUUUUUUUUUUUUCAAUGAAUACUUAGUGUUUGUUGAUGGUUAAAAGUUUUUCUGUCUUUUGUUGUCUUCUCUUUGGCUGAGCAAAAUGGCACAUUGAAAAACCUUGAAACAGAUGCUUAGUAGUAAAUUCACACUAGUACAAUAACCAACAUGACUGGUGGUGAAAUUAAUUACACUUCGGUUUUGGCUUUUUAAAAAAGUGCAAAUACAGCAAUAGUUUGUACUUAGUAUAAUUUUAUUUAGACUUCCCAGGAGAAAAAACGUAUAAAAAGUGCAAAUUAAUAGAGUUAAAUUUGGAUCUCAGGAGCACCUGAAUGAUAUUUCUGUUGAGUGCAUGUGUGCAUGAGAGCGUGAGAGAAAUGCCCAGCUUUAAUACAAAAAAGAUGGUGCACACAAAGUUGAACACUCAUCAAUUUACACUUAUCUUGAUAUUUAAGUAGACGUAGGUGUAUUUGUGUCAUUGGGCAGAAAAAUCAGCUUCACCAAAACUUUUAACAUGACAGUCUUAAACACCAGAGAUGGUUGUAAAAUGACAUUUUAGCUUGUUAAAAAAAAUAAAAGUUACAGUUACUGUAAUUCUACAUGUUACACAAUGAUGUUACAUCCAUUUCAGAGGCUGUUCUCAAAGUAUUACCUUCGUGGCAACUGCUAUCCUCUGUUUUGUGGUUUGUUUGAAGUAAAUUUUUUUUGUUAGACAAUAAAACUUAACAGCAAACACGAUUUUGUCAGUGACAAAUGGGUGCUGGAAAGGGCUGUAGUUACUCGGCAGAAUCAUUUGCUCUGAACGAGAGAAAUUUUCUAGUUACCAAAUUUUAAUUUUUGUGGUAUCUAUAAGGUGUACAAGCAGAGUAUCAAUCAUGUCAAAGUGCCAAAUCCCUCUUCCUGUCUGAGGCCUUUGUAAUGUGUGCAGCCCCCCUUACACAGAACACAAAGUCUGUAACGUAUUUAAGGUACAUUCUGUUAAAUCUGAGAGUCUAAGGGUAUUUCUACAACUUUAUUAUCAGAACAGUGUGUUUACAUAUGUUGUAGACGGUUUCACUCCUCAGACUACCACAAAAAACAACCUUGUACCAGUUUUAUUACUGAAUGCUUGACACGAGCACAUAACUAUGCAUCAGUAGUUGUAGGUAAUUACGUAGCAGGAAUGCCAGUUAGGGUGCUCCUGAUAAAUGAACAACCAAAAAGUGCUGCAGUUACCCAGUCAGCCUCCCCAGCAUCGCAAUGUAACAGGUGGUUCGGAUGUACAAGACACGUUUCAAUACUUUCUUUUUGAAGCCAGCUAAAAAUAUUGAUUACCCAGUGGUACUUUUUUAAAUGUCAUUUGUACCUCUUUUGCACGACAGAGCUGUAAAUAGAUUAUGCCAUCUGAAUGUGUGAGUGUGUGUGCGUCUGUCUGCUCCCAGUAUAAUGCACUGUAAUGUUGAUGCAUGUCAACUGCUGUAAUAAAACCUAUAUUGGGUUACAAGAGUGGAUCAUCUUAAGCAUUGGGCUCCACCCUACCUUUUUUUUUUUUUUUUUCUUCUUCUUUUUGAUUCUCUAUUUAUGAAUACAAACAGUAUAUUUGUACAGAGAAAAUGAUACUUUUGCAUCUCCUGUGAUGGUCUAGACUUUUAUGGCACUCCUGCAUGAUAGCAAUAAACUAUUUUGAACGAAA